This is a messenger RNA of Callorhinchus milii (elephant shark), 2093 nucleotides long. RefSeq lists its product as uncharacterized. The coding region runs from base 1 to 1011 and encodes 336 amino acids. Lineage: Eukaryota; Metazoa; Chordata; Chondrichthyes; Chimaeriformes; Callorhinchidae. The transcript has 9 exons. The record is from RefSeq and is a predicted model, not a curated record.
AUGGUGCCUCUCUCCGAGCCCGUCAUCACCACCAACUCGUCCUCGCUGCUCUCCACCAUUGAGCUCCGGUGCCUGGCGUCUGGCCAGGUUCAGUCCUACACAUGGCUGAAGGACGGGGUCAACGUCUCAGCCCCCGGCCCCCCGCCCGGGGAAUCUGGCCGCCUGGUGAUCGAGAUGGCAAGACCCUCAGACUGCGGGAUAUACACCUGUAUCGUCAGCGAUGGCCUCACCAUCAGGAACACCACUUACAGCCUUGUGAUAUCCGGCAUGUCUCCGCUGGCUCAGGCCUGCCUGCUCCUGGCAGUGGUGGCUGUGCUGCUGAUGGGCACCCGUUGGCCGGUGCUGGUCUGGGAGCAAUGUGCUCAGAGGCAGAAAGACAGUGGGGUCGACCUCAGGCCAAAGUGGAUCAUUAAGUUGUUGCUGAUGGACGUGUCUCUGGUCACUCUGCUCUGUGGCCAGACCUGUGCCCUGAUUAAUGGCCUCUUCACCACGAUGGCAGUGAUCUCACUGCUGCUGUCGGGCUCCCUCACGCUGGUCUGCCUCACCACCAGUGUCCUGUGUCUGAGAAGCUUCACCAGCCCACAGUGCCAGCAGCCAGACAGAGACGGCUCAACUCAAAAGGAGUCGCUGUGGGUGGUCACUGUGAUGGCCACAGGGGAAUGGGUUGUGAUCGGAGUUGCCUUGUUUCUGAUGGUUCAAGUCAUGGAUUUCAACAGUUCUGGUUGUGUCUCAUUGCCGGUGUUGGUGUUGAUUGUGACGUACUGCUGUUUCCUGCUCCUUUGGCUCCUUCUGCUCUCCAUCGUCCUGUACACCAGACGAGCACAAACAGUAAGGAAAAGGAGUGAAAGGAAAGAGAAGCGGACGGCACGGCCUGAGCAGCCUCCGGACGGAUCGGCAAUGAUAAAAGGAUUCAAUCGUUCAGACCUGACGGGUCAGUGCGGGACAGAACAGCGAGCGAGCAACGAGAUGGGUUCAUUUCUGACACAACAGGGGACGGUCGAGCUUCCAUAGCCAAAGCCCCCGGGCUAAACAUGGCACUAACGUGCGAUAUGUUAUAACCCUUUUCUGAAUUAAGAAAUGUGCAUUGGAUGACUUUCUAAAUCAUCUGAUGCUCUGCGGAAAUCUCUCUCCGCCAAGUCAGAGAUUUAGAAACAUGAGAAUUGGUUUUUUUUUAUCAAGAGAUGUCUUGGGUAUGGGAUGGGGGAAGAGUGGGGGUGAAUUGGACACGAUAUAGGAACAGGAGAAGGCCAUUCAGACCCUCAAGCCUGUUCUUACAUUCUAUAAGUUCAUAGCUGAUCUGUACUUCAACUCCAAUUAACCGCCCGUGCCCCAUAUCCUUUGAUACUCUGACCUAACAACCAUCUAUCCACCUCAGUCUUGAAUAUGUGAAUGGAUCCAGCCGUAAUCCACAGCCAUUUGGGAGAGAGUUCCAGAUUUCCACUACCCUUUUUCCUGAAUUCACUUCGAAAUGGCCUCGCUCUAAUUUUAAGUUGAUGCCGCCUUGUUCUGGAUUCCCCUCUCCCACCAGAGGAAGGAGUUUCUCUGUAGCUACCCUAUCCAAUCCCUUUAGCAUUUCAAACACCUCAACCUUCUGAACUCAAGGGAAGGGAGGAUGUGUGUGUGCAUCUCAAUGGUCCAGUGGCCAGAGCUGCAGCUUACAGACGGGUUUGCUGGUUGGUAUCCCAGCAGGUCUGUGCUACCUGUUCUGGUCACAACGGGAGGUUAAAUUGGUCCCCAGGGUUAGGAAGGGUAAAAUAAGCCAUGGUUCCUGCUCCUGGCCCCUCUGCAGCAGCGAAUAUGUGUCGGCCGUGUGGGGAGAGGACAGGCUCAGCUGUCGACUGGCGAGUGUUUGGAUUGUUGUUGGCGUUACCUGUGCACUUUAGCUCACGGCUGGUCACUGUUUGCCUCAAUUACAAUAAACCUUUCUGUUCUGUAUGUGAACCCGUGAUAUUGUACAAACGUCAACCUCAGACACUGGGUCAGUGAGAUCCCAGCCACAGGCUGUGUAGAGAUGGUGAAGUUAGCGACUGAUGCUUCAGUAUGUAUUUUAAUGUUUUAAGGGAUUCUACUUUGAACUGAGAGAAAGACAGACC